GAAGAAUGGAAAGAAGGCUGAGUUUUAAAAAUAGCAACCUUCUUUAAUGUGUUUGCAAAGAUAACUUGCUGUCAAUUACCAGGCGGCUAGCCAACUAGCUAGCUAGAAGAUGGCUCCGGACUUAGCGAGUUUUUUUCAUCUUACUGAUUAACUGUCAAGGCCGAGAGAGCAGCUGACUUGACAGAAGAAGAUGAGCAAGAAGCCCCCAAAUCGUCCUGGACUCACAUUUGAAAUUGGUGCCAGAGUUGAGGCUCAGGAUUACUUACAAAAAUGGUACCCUUCGCGUAUUGAGAAGAUAGACUACGAUGAAGGAAAAAUGCUUGUUCAUUUCGACCGCUGGAGUCAUCGAUAUGAUGAAUGGAUCUUCUGGGACAGCAGCAGACUUCGUCCUUUGGAGAGACCAGCAUUCCGCAAAGAGGGACUCAAAGAUGAAGAGGAGAUGUCUGAGAGACUCGGUGAGAUGAGAACAUCUCGCUAUCGUGAGCCUCCUGGAUGUAUGGAGAGCAGAGAGGACCAAACAGAGUUACCACAGUCAAGACAAGUUUUGAAGGACGGAGAAGAAGUGCUGGCACGAUGGACAGAUUGCCGUUACUACCCCGCUAAGAUUGAAACCGUAAACAAAGAAGGUACUUAUACAGUGCAGUUCUACGAUGGUGUGAUUCGCUGUGUGAAGAGAAUGCAUAUCAAAUCAAUGCCGGAAGAUGCUAAAGGACAGGACUGGAUUGCAUUGGUAAAAGCAGCCACAGCUGCUGCCAAAAGCAAAGGGGCCUGCAGGCCUCGAACCAGCGCCAACAGCAACAAGGACAAGGAGGCUCGGAGGGAGGAGGAGGAGGACAGUGAAUCUGAGGAGGACACAGACUCAGAAGAUAUGGAGGAAGAUCUGGACUCCGAGAAAUCUGUUACCUUGGAAUCCGCUGUUGAGGAAGAAGCGAAGUCGUCAGCAGAGCAACUUGAGUCAGGGAAAAUGAAAAGGAGGAAAGCUAAACAGGGGAGUUUAUUCAACACCAAGAGAGCACGCCUCUGCAAAAAUCCAGGGCUUUUAGUCUCAAAGGUAGUAAGUGAGGAUGAGGGCGUACACCAGGAAGAGCAGGCUGACCUUCCUGGGACAUCCGAAGAGGGGCCUGAGUCAGCAGCGGAGGAGCCAGGGACCCCGGAGGACUGCAUCCUGACCCUGUCUUCCCAGAGGCAGGCUCCUGUCAUGGCAGGGUCUCAGGGCAGGCCUGGAAACAGACGGUUCAGACUGGAGCCUGGAGAGAACCACGGGACCCACAAACCGCCCAGGCUGGGCUGCUCUGUCUCGCCUGGUGGAGGGGCCUCGGUACUGCCAGCCCCCAUCCAGGUCCCCAGCCCCCCCAGCAUCACUCAGACCGUUUCUGCAGGACUUCCUGUGACAGCAGCCCCCAUCUCUCCCCGGGCAUCAGAGCAAAGUCAACGACGAAGACGCUCUCAGCGCCUGGCCCCUUCCACCCCUGAGCCCCUGCUGGAACCUGGGAACCCCAGCCCACCCCCCUCUCAGGACGAAAUUGCACAGUCCAGCCAGGGGCCCUCUGAGGCUCUGCCCAUUGGUAUACUGGAGAAGUCUGUGGAGUUACCUCCCUCUGAAGUUCCACCAGAAACAUCCCUCCCACCACCUCAACCUCCAAUCACAGUCAAAGAUGAGCAGACUGACACCACCUUAUCCAACCAGGUGGUCCCUGGUAUGAAAUCAUCCCCUCCGGCUAUAGCAGCUGCUGGGCCAAAGGUUACAGCUCGGACUCCCAAACCCAACAAACACACCAGAGAACCCAUUAUUAACGUAAGAAGGAGUGAUGACCCCACAUCUCCAAACGAGCCCCUCUUUGAUCUGGACCACAACAAGUUCAAGUGUCAGGUUCCGGGCUGUUCUAAGGCCUUCCGCAAAGCCAAGCUCCUGGACUACCACCUGAAGUACUACCACAGCGCCGACAAGGAGGUGGAGUCAGAGGCCUGGUCACCUGACCGGGCGGGGCGAACCAGAACCACGUCUGCCACUGUGCCAACCAGCACCCCUGACAACAAGCGGCGCAGGACUGUGUCCACCUCCUCCUCUCUCUCUCCUCCCACCCACAUUAUGCCACUCGAGUGUUCGGGUGGUUGUCCCAGACCACCUAAACUCGGCAAGAAGAAGCGCUCCUCUGUCUCGGUCAGCUCGGACAGCUCCGAGGUACCGCUAGCUCUGCUGUCCCGGGAGAGGAAUUUUGAGAACCUGCACGAUAAGAUCCUAAAGAAGGUGAUUGACAAGGACCCUCACAUGGAGCCAGGGCUCAUAAAAACUGAGAAAAAGAUCAAACUUGAGGACAAAUGUCAACCAGUUGGGAAAAAGAAAGAGAAGGACAAAGAACGGAAAGACAAAAAAAUUAAAUUAAAGAAAAAGAAAAAGAAGAAAAAGAAAUCAAAGCAGCACAGUUACUCAGACUUCGAGGACAUAUCCCUGGCCUUCCUGGAGAGGUGUUCCUCCAGCAGCCCCUUCCCCCUGCACAGCAGCGUCUCCUCCAAACCCAGCACUUUCCAGUACCCCCGCGCCAUCCUGUCUGUGGACCUGACCGGAGAGAACCUCUCGGACAUAGACUUCCUGGAGGACUCGACCACGGAGAGCCUGCUCCUGAGCGGAGAGGAGUACGGGCAGGAUCUGGACUCGCUCACCAUGGACGACUUUCAGGAGGAGGAUGAGGAGGCCAACGAGAUCGUGCGCUGCAUCUGCGAAAUGGACGAGGAGAACGGCUUCAUGAUCCAGUGUGAAGAGUGCAUGUGCUGGCAGCACAGUGUGUGCAUGGGCCUGCUGGAGGACAGCAUCCCUGACCAGUACAUCUGCUACAUCUGCAGAGACCCACCAAGGCAAAGGUGGAGUGCCAAAUAUCGACACGAGAAAGACUGGCUGAACAAGGGGCACUUGUACGGCCUGUCCUUUCUCUCAGAGAACUACUCCCACCAGAACGCCAAGAAGAUGGUCUCCACCCACCAGCUGCUGGCCGACGUGUACAGUGUGAAGAAGGUGCUCCACGGUCUGCAGCUGAAGAUGGAGAUAUUACAGAACAAACACGACCCUGACUUGCACUUAUGGGCACGGUCGUGGGUGAACUCGGAGGAGGACCAGCCCAUGGGCGGAGUCCCGGACUGCGUGCACUAUCAGGAGCACCUGGACUCCCUCAGUCAGAGCUCCACCCUGGACGCCUACAUCGCCAGUGAGCACAGCUACCAGAAGCCCGCGGGCCUGGGACUGGGCUCCUGGCCCAUCGCUGACCCGCUCAGCCUGGAAGGGGAGGAGGGCGUCCGGCUGGAGGAGGGCCCGGAGGUGGUGGCGGAGACCUCCCCCCACACCCCGCCGUUUGAGCUGAAGGAGGAGGAGCAGGGGAGCGCUGCGAUCUCCAUGUCCGGCUGUUUGAACGAGACGCGGCCCGACUCUGCCAAACAGGCCCGGAACUGCCUGCAGUGGCAGCUGAACCUGCUGACCCACAUUGAGGACAUCCAGAACCAGGUGGCCAACAGGAUGGAUCUGAUUGAGAAGGAGCUGGAUGUGCUGGAGAGCUGGCUGGACUUCACAGGGGAGUUGGAGCCUCCAGAGCCGCUGGCCCGGCUGCCUCAGCUCAAACGCAGGAUCAAGCAGCUCCUGACGGACCUGGGCAAGGUGCAGCAGAUGAGCUCCCUGUGCUCCGUGUGACCCAAAUAUCACUGUGACAGCCCAUCACACACCGAGGAAAAGCUGCUUCCUGUCCAGUCCCGCCGGGAGGAGAGAGGAGUGCACACUGACCCACACAGGGCCGGAAACACAUCCCACGCACUCCACGGGAGAACGUUCUUUUCCUGUCCGUGUCAUGAGGAAUUUUAACCCAUAAUGUAAAGGUACCAGGCUAAUGAGGAAAGUCAACAGUUGUAGAGAAACACAGAAUGUGAAUCAAGGUAAUCGUAUAGUAUAAUGUAAUACAAAUAUAUAGAUAUAUUAACAUCAAUGCAGGACAGUCACUAUUUUUUUAAGUCAGCAAGAAACAGUAGUUUCUUCUCUUUUUAACAGUAAUAAUUACUGAUUACAGUAAUGUGCAGUCACCUCUAUUGAGAGAUGAGGGAACAUCCGUAGCUGAUAUGUGUAUCUUGCCACAGCCGCAGACUUGUAACACUACACUGAUGCCACGUGUCCAGUGGGGUCUGGGAGGGGGGGGAUCAGACUAAGGGGAAAUUAACUGAGAAGUAUAGGAAGGGCCUGUGACGUUAUCUCAACUGCCAUUUACAGUGCGCGUGCGCGUGUGUGUGUGUGUGUGUGUGUGUGUGUGCGUGUGUGUCUGUCUACGUGUGUCUGCUUGCGUGUGUGAUUUCAGCCACAGUCUACCCUUGAGCAAGGUUUUGGUCAGAAUUGUGCAUUCAUAGCCAUUUCUUUGUUCAAAACAAUGACUGGUUAUAUUUGCUUUGUGCCAAGAAUGUAAAAUUCUAAAAUAACAGUGUUCUCAUGUUGGUUAGUGCAAGGAUGGAAAUAAGGGGAGAUAUCAUUUUUUACAGAAAAUUGAAAAUAAAAUAUGAAUAUAUGCUAAUCAAAGGAUUAACUGUGCACCCAGCUUACAGCUCAACAUGUAUCCUGUUGUGAAAAACAGGAUUUUUAGUGCAGUCUUGAAGACCGCAUUGGAUCUGUCACCGUUUUAUGCCAUAUACAGUAUGCUACUGCCUCUACUCCUUCUAGCUAACAGUCUAGCCACAGUAAGCUGGAUGUAAAUAAGAUUAAACAAAAAGUGUUGCAGUUUUGAACAAUGUAUGUACAGUUUUUAUAACUGUAAAGCUAAAACAAAAUGUAGGCAGACUAUUAAAAAAAAAGUUUACUUGAAGAAAAUGCCUGUGUUCAAGCAUUUCUAAUGAUCUGUAUAAAGUGUGUUUUAGAACUGGUAGGUUAUAAAACUUGAAGUUGAUUUUUAUUUGCAUAUACCAGCUGUACAUUAAGAAUUUAUUUAAAAGAAAACUACAAAAUGGACUGUUUAUGUAAUUUACUAUAUGUAAAACUGUUCAUUAAAAUUUACUGUAUAUUUAC
Molecule: messenger RNA, 5026 nt
Organism: Conger conger (European conger)
Lineage: Eukaryota; Metazoa; Chordata; Actinopteri; Anguilliformes; Congridae
Gene: phf20l1
Product: PHD finger protein 20 like 1
Exons: 25
Coding region: 191-3676 (1161 amino acids)
Biological process (GO): regulation of transcription by RNA polymerase II
Cellular component (GO): NSL complex
Source: RefSeq, a predicted model, not a curated record